Zonotrichia leucophrys gambelii is the source of this 2347-nucleotide messenger RNA. RefSeq lists its product as uncharacterized. NCBI's taxonomy places the organism in Eukaryota, Metazoa, Chordata, Aves, Passeriformes, Passerellidae. The record is from RefSeq and is a predicted model, not a curated record. Bases 211 to 2052 code for a protein of 613 amino acids. The transcript has 13 exons.
AUCCUCGGGGCAGGGCGGGAUGGCCGCGCCUGGAACCGGCCCCGCGGCCCCGGGAGCGCCUUUCCCGGCGGGAAUGCCGCGGGAUAGGGGGGAGGAGAGCCGGGAGGCGCCGGGCUGGGUGGGCAGCGGCUUUGGGAGACCCUCCUGCAGGGCCACGAGGUGACGGACGGACAGACGGACGCGCCGGGAGGUGACAGCAGCGGCGCCGGCAUGGCAGCAAAGCGGAUCCCGCAGCUCCCGGCGCCCUCGGCCAGGAUGUUCCACCCGCAGGGCUGCAGGAGGAGCUUCCCCAGGGAGCCUGCUCCGUGGUGGGAUGGACCGUGGCCGUGUCCCCCUGAUGGCCCUCAGGAUGCCUGGGACAAGCCACCAUGGGAUGAACCACCCUGGGACAAGCCACCACGGGAUGGGCCACCACGGGAUGGGCCACCAUGGCAUGAACCACCACGGGAUGGGCCACCAUGGCAUGAACCACCAUGGCAUGAACCACCACGGGAUGGGCCACCAUGGGACAAGCCACCAUGGGACAAGCCACCACGGGACGGGCCACCACGGGACGGGCCACCACGGGACGGGCCACCACGGGACGGGCCACCACGGGACGGGCCACCACGGGAUGAACCACCAUGGGAUGAACCACCCUGGAAUGGGCCACCAUGGGAGCAGCAGCCCAGGGGACGCCGGUGCAGGAGGGGCCUGCCCAGCCCCAGAGCCUUCCCUGGCCCUGGGGACGUCCAUUGGAACGAGGAGGAGCAGGACAGGAGGUGGGCACCCCCCGAGUGUCCCCUGCCACCGCCCUGGCAUGACAGAGCAGCCGUGCCAGGAGCUGAGGGUGCCUUUGGAGAGUGCUGGUACCAGGAUCUACCUCCUGACCCCUGGCCUGAGUACCCCAAGGAGGAGCGGUGCCAGCCCUGCCCCCCGUCCGGCCCUGCAGGGAAUCCAGGGAAUUUCCACCAGCACCGCCCGCCCUGGAGCCACCACCCGGCUGGGACACGACGGAGCCGCCCCCGGCAGCUGCUCGUGGUGCCCCGGGCGUGGUGUCCCCGACCCUCCCGAGGGCACAAGCUGCGCUCCAAGCCCUCCUGUCCUGCCCCGUCCAGGAGGAGCCAGCCCGGGGCCACGAAGGAGCCGCAGCCCCCGGAGCCUCCCCAGUGCCCGGAGCCGCCCCCGGGGGCUGCAGAGAGGCAGGAGCAGCCGCAGGAUGUGCCAGCAGGGACUGGGGAUGUUCUGGAGCCCCCCAGCCCGGCCAGGAGCCCUCUGGAGAGCCCGGCUGCUGAUCCUGGUGCUGAUCCUGGUGCUGCAGAGCUGCAGGUGGAGCUGGCAGCUGGGCAGAGCCCCGUGGGCAGCCAGGAGCAGGAUCCCUGUGCUCCAGGAGCAGAUCCAGCCCCUCCUGAGGAGACCUCCAGGAAUCCUGAGAUCCAGGAGCACCUUGAGGUGGAGCCGUGCAGUGUCCCCAAGGCUGGCAGCGGUCACGGGUCCCCUCCCCGGAGCCCGGCAGCCCCUGCAGACCCUGCCAGGAGGGAAAUCCUGGGGUGCAGCUGCUCUGGGGCGGCAGAGCUCAGCCCUCCUUCCUGUGGCGCUGGGGAAACUGAGGCACGAGCUGCCCAGGCUGGGCCUCUGCAGAGCCUUCAGCCUCCUGAGAGCCCUCAGCUUCCUCCAGGACCUGCAGCAGAGCGCAGAGCCCGGCCCAGCCCGGCCUGCACCCCACCAGAGGCCUGCACAGCGCCCCAGAGCCUGCCUGGUGCUGGGGCCACCAACCUGGCUGUGUGUGGCCAGCAGCAGCUCAGCUCAGAGCCCCCCUCGCCAUUCCCAGCUGGAAUCGAUUCCCGCUCUGCUGCCGUGCUCAGGAGGAAGGCAAAGAUCGAGCUGUCGUACCAGCAGUUCAGCCUGAGCAUCGCCGUGGUGGCCACGAUGCUGCUGCACCAGGAGCCCUCGAUGGAGGCGGCGCUGGGGGUGGCGCUCAGGGCCAACCUGCGCCAGGGCCGCCUGCACCACCUGCAGCAGCUGGAGGAGUUCAUCGACAGCCUCGACUCCGUGGGCUCCAGCAGCCUCUGAGGGCUGCCAGCCCCUCCUGCCCUGGGACAGGGCUGGGACAGCGCCCUGGGGUGCUCAGGAGCCCGCAGGAGCAGCUGGGAGGCGUUGGCAGCCCCCGUGGAGAAGGAGGGUGAGCAGGAUGUGUUUGGUUUUAGCCCUGCCCAAAGCCCUGGGGGCAGCCAAAAGCGUCACUGGUUUGACUGGAGGGAGGGCAGCAGUGCCUGUCCCUCCUUUUCCUGCUGGCCAGGAGUGCGCCCCCAAACCCCAGGGAGUGUUUUUGGGUUUAAAUCUGCAAAUAAACCGUGUCCUUUUUGCA